This is a messenger RNA of Apus apus (common swift), 1825 nucleotides long. It is a transcript of the gene MCRIP1, whose product is annotated as MAPK regulated corepressor interacting protein 1. Bases 273 to 563 code for a protein of 96 amino acids. The transcript is spliced from 4 exons. The record is from RefSeq and is a predicted model, not a curated record. NCBI's taxonomy places the organism in Eukaryota, Metazoa, Chordata, Aves, Apodiformes, Apodidae.
UGACGUCAUCAUCCAGUGACAUCACGGGGCGGGGCGGACGCUGCGGCGCUUCCGUCGCGGCCCGAGCGCGAUCGGAGGCGGGAGCCGGGCCCAGGUGAGGGGCGCGCGUUGCCAUGGCGACGGGCGGGGGGCGGCCCGCGGCCUAGCUCUGGCCUGGCCGCCCUCUCCUUUCUUCCCGCAGCCGCGCCGAGCCCAGGACAGCCCGGCCCAGCCCAGGACAGCCCGGCCCGGCCCAGCACGGCCCAGCACGGCCCAGCCGCACCGACGACACCAUGGCCAGCUCCCCCGUGUCCCGCGUGGUCUACAACGGCAAGCGGAGCGGCGGCCCACGCUCCCCCGGCGCCGGUAGCGAGAUCUUCACCCCGGCCCACGAGGAGAACGUGCGCUUCAUCUACGAGGCCUGGCAGUGCGUGGAGCGUGACCUGCGCAGCCAGAUGGGCUCCGAGCGCAGCCUGGUCGAAGAGUAUGUGGAGAAGAUGCCAAACCCAAGCCUGAAAGCGUUUAAACCUGUUGACCUGGGUGAUCUGAAGAGGAGGAACACACAGGAUGCAAAGAAGUCCUAAGGCGAGUCCUCCGUGUGGAUCGGCUGGUCUCCUAAGGUCCUCAAGCAGAUUUAAUUUGAGAUUUUUGUGUUGAUUUCCUCCUCUGGUCUGUACUUCCCAAUGCCCACGGGAGAGCCAGUCAGCUUUGGGGCUGGCUCUGAAGCUUCCUGAAAUCGGAGAUGCUCACAGGGGCUUGCUGAGGGUGCCCAGAGCCUGUGCAAAGGAUUCUAGCCCCCCCUGCUCACAGCUUCCUCUGGCCUCAAGCUGUCCUUCCCCACUUCAUCCUGGUCUCACAGAUCUCCUGCUCUUCUCCAUCUCUGCCCCUGGUGUUUGGGUAUGUGGGCUCUCUGGCCCGCGGCAAAGCGGAGCGGCUGCGCGGUCGAUGGAGGCAGCACCAGUUCUCGGCUCCCUCAGGUGCACGGAGGAUCUGCUGGGGCGGGCAGGGGGAGAGGGAAGGAGAGCUGGUUCUGUCCUUACGCUCGGGAGGGACAGCGAGACCCCGCAGCUCAGUGCCCUCCUGCAGCUGAUGCCAGGCAGGUCCCCGCGGCUGCUCCUGCUCGGGGGCUGGUGUGGGGGCCGUGUCGGCGCCGCCCGCGCUCGUGGGUCCGAGGCCGGAUCCUCAGGGUUAGACUGGGCCGGGUCCCCGCGGUGCUGCAGACCGGGCUGCUCCCCUCUCUCUGCAGCUGGGGACACAUGGGGUGUGGGCGCUGCCCCAGCACCCUGGGUGUGCUCAGAGGGGGGCUGGGCUCGGUGCCCGCGGCGCUGGGGCAGCCCCGGGGCAGGUGGCAGCAGGGGGGCAGCUGGUGCUGACUGUGCGGAAAGCAGCUCGCUGGCAGCCUGGCCCGGGCCGUGCCAACACCAUUUUCCAGACGUGUGUCCUUGGGGGAGACCUGCCCCCCCCAGCUGGCGGGGCUGUCAGCGCGGGGGCUGCAGCCGCCAGUGUCAGUCGCCCCGGGGGGCUCUCCUGGGACCCUCAUUCCUGGCCAGGCCCAGUGGUUUCUGCAUCAUCACCUCUGAGCGAAGGGGAGCAACUGGGUUGUCCCCCCGUCUGCGCCGUGGGGAGUGGUGGGAGCAGCCCCCCACACCCCUGGGGGCAGCUGGCGGGGAGGGGCCAGGAGGGGGCUCUGCCCAGCACUGGUGGGCUCCAGGGGGUCUGGGGGAAGCCGUGGCUGCCAUUACCUUUCCUCUGUUGAGUCGUUGAGCUGUACUGUUCCCUUUUCUUGUUUUUUUUUCUGUUGUCUGUCACUUGAGGAGUGUUGUAAAUAAAAGCUGGUGUCCUUUUG